CAUUUCCUUACAGCUAUACAAACAGAAAUGUUAAUGAAAUUUAGUAUUUAUUGAUUAGGAUUGUCGUUUUGUUGCGCAAGCCGGCAUGUGGUUGAGAAAGACAAACAUCUGUGUGCUAUUUAAUCAAGAGUACCUCAAACUCAAGGGCAUGUACGCUUCUCAGUAUUUGCCGUUUAAACAUGCUCGUGUUUUUAGUUAUGUUCAGCAAUCGGUAGUUAACUCUCAACGCAACCACAUCACUGGAACAGCUGCUGCAGCAGAAGCAAGCUCAUUAAUUUACCAAAUCCUAAGCAAUGGAAAGAAAACUCUUGCAUUACGCCACUUAAAAGAGAAAUUAAAUGGCAAUGGAAUAUUGUGGAAUGAUCCAAGAUUAAAACAGCUUCACCAAAACAUUCAAGAUUGGCAAUCAAAUAAUCUUCAUCAUGAGAAUGAGACAAUUAACACAAGUAUCACUGCUGACACUUUUCUACAUUUUCUAAAAGACGAAGUAACUUUAAAGUUAUUCUGCAAAGUGUUUUCAAAAGGUUGUGUUAUUCCAAACUUUAAAAAGUUCACAGAGAUAAUUGCUGAUUGUUUUGAAACAGCUAAAAAAAGUCAACAUGGAAAGGUGGCCGAUUAUAUUCCUCAACUUGCGAAAGCCGACCCGGAGUCUUGGGGAUUGUCUAUUUGCUCUGUGGAUGGACAAAGGUUUUCAAUUGGUGAUGCAAAUGAAUCAUUUUGUUUACAAUCUUGUGUGAAGCCCUUUGUUUAUGCAAUCGCAGUCUCUGAUUACAGUUCUGAAAUGAUUCAUCGUUACAUGGGGCAGGAACCUAGUGGACUUUAUUUUAAUGCACUAAACUUGAAUACUGAAGACAAGCCACAUAAUCCUUUAAUAAAUUCUGGAGCUAUUGUUGUAUGUUCCCUUAUUAAACCAGAUCAGCUGCUAUCAGAAAGAUUUGAAUAUGUUCAAAAGUAUUUACGAGAUAUGUGCGCCGAUGAACAUGUCUCAUUUGACAACACUGUGUUUUUAUCUGAGAAGCAAACUUCAUUUCAAAAUUUUUCAAUUGCCUACUACUUGAUGGAGAAAAAUUGUUUCCCUGUGAAUACUUCACUUCGUACAACACUUGACUUCUAUCUUCAACUUUGUGCUGUAACAACUACUUGUCAAAGUGCUGCCGUUGCUGCUUCAACCCUAGCGAAUGGAGGUGUUAGUCCUUUGUUGCAAAACAAAGAUCGAUUGUUACAACCAGCAUCCGUUCGUAACACACUGUCAUUAAUGCAUUCUUGUGGAAUGUACGACUAUUCUGGAAAGUUUGCAUUUCAGGUUGGCUUACCAGCAAAAUCUGGUGUAGCAGGGGGGUUACUUGUUGUUAUUCCAAAUGUAAUGGGAUUUAUGUGUAGAAGCCCGCUACUGGAUGAUAAAGGAAAUUCUGUUCGAGGUAUUGAGUUCUGUCGAGAACUUGUGAGGACAUUCAAUUUUCAUACGUAUGAUGAUCUUUUACAUUCAGUAAAGAAAAAGGACCCAAGAAAACUAAACAGACUGUUAACAAGUGAUGAGAUGAGAUUAAGUUAUCUUUAUAAGGUAAUGUAUGAAUAUGAUUCCGAGACAGAUGAUAGCAUUCAGCAUGACUGAGCAAUCACCCAAAACAUUCUCUAAUGAAUACAAUCAACAGAUCUGUGCUGACCCCAAAACUUUUGAUUUGUUUUACCUUGCCUUUUGUAUCCAGCAUCCUUAUAUACACAAGCCAUUUAAACUUACCUGUCAAAUAAUUAGUAAUACCACCAUGUGUUUUGUAGACAAUUUGCACAAUUUUUAAUAUCACAUGGUCUCAUUCGUUUAAAAUUAUGUUAUGUUAAACCAUUUUAACAAGUGAUUGUAAUGGGCUAUUUAUUAAAUAAUUUAAAUUUUUAUUAAUACAGAAAUUAUGUAUACAUGGAGAGAGCUGCAUACAAUUAUUUUUUAUCACAUUUAUAAAGAAAUUACUUUCAGUUUCUUCGUGCUUAAUCAGCAACACCAAGACUGGGGCUUAAAACUAGUCCUAUAACAAUUUGUUACAGGUGUAGUGAUAUUUUUGUUUGUUAGUUUUUAAGUUCGUAAGUAGUGCUUAUUCUAGUCAAUAAAUAACAUGCUCAAUUUAGUUCUGCUAAAUUUAAAUUGAAAAAUAAAGUUUCAAAGUGUAAA
This is a messenger RNA of Ciona intestinalis (vase tunicate), 2161 nucleotides long. RefSeq names its product glutaminase kidney isoform, mitochondrial-like. The record is from RefSeq and is a predicted model, not a curated record. Lineage: Eukaryota; Metazoa; Chordata; Ascidiacea; Phlebobranchia; Cionidae. Gene Ontology annotation, molecular function: glutaminase activity. Gene Ontology annotation, biological process: L-glutamine catabolic process.